AUGCCACCUCCGACCAUGUCACCCUCUCGGUCCUUCAUCCGCAACUGUAUCCGACACUACUCGGCGCCAGUGGACUCGUCCAUCCCGGCAUCGAAACAGCAAUACAUCCCAACGUCAGGGACGUAUCCCAAAGGGUUCAAAGUGAGCGGGACACACGUGGGCGUGAAACCGGCCAACAAGUCCCACCCGGACCUCGCCCUGAUUGCGUCCGACCGUCCCGCCUUCGGCGCGGCCGUGUUCACGACGAACAAGUUCCAAGCGGCGCCCGUGCAAGUGAGCCGCAGCGUGCUCGAGAAGCGCGGCGGCACCGGUCUACGCAGCAUCAUCAUCAAUUCUGGAUGCGCCAACGCCGUGACCGGUGCCGGCGGGCUCGACGACGCUAAAGCCAUGGCCGAGACAGCCAGUGCGCAGUUUCAGCACUCCCAACCGUCAUCUGGAUCCGACGCCGACAAUCUCGGCCCCAACAGCCUAGUCAUGUCGACCGGGGUGAUCGGACAACGGCUGCCCAUCCAGAAGAUCCUGGCCAAGAUCCCCACGGCGUACGCCAACCUAGACGACUCGCACACCGCGUGGCUGACGACCGCGAAAGCCAUCUGCACGACCGACACCUUCCCGAAACUACUCUCGACCACAUUCACCCUCCCGUCGACGCAGCACCGAGGGAUCGAAUACCGUCUGGCAGGAAUGACCAAAGGCGCCGGAAUGAUCCACCCGAACAUGGCGACGCUGUUGGGCAUCCUCUGCACCGACGCCCCCAUCGGAGCCUCGGCCCUGAAAUCCCUCCUCACCACCGCCGUCAACCAGUCGUUCAACUGUAUCUCCAUUGACGGCGACACGUCGACCAACGACACCGUCGCGAUCCUUGCGAACGGCGCGGCAGCAGCAGCAGCAGCACCCCAGAACACCACGCCCUCACUGAUCACCGAGGAGGCUUCUUCCAAGGAAGACUACGACGCCAUGUCCUCCAUCCUGACGUCCUUCGCCCAGCGGCUCGCGCAACUGGUCGUGCGUGACGGCGAGGGCGCCACCAAAUUCGUCCAAGUCACCGUCCGCCACGCGCCCAGCCACCACGACGCCCGCGCAAUCGCCUCCACCAUCGCCCGCUCCCCGCUCGUCAAGACCGCGCUGUACGGCAAAGACGCCAACUGGGGCCGCAUCCUCUGCGCCAUCGGGUAUACGCCCGACAUCUCGCCCGACGCCGUGGUCCCGACCAAGACGAACGUCAGCUUCGUGCCGGCGCCGAACUCGAAGUCAAAGGACGAAGGCGUGCUGAAGCUGUUGGUCAAUGGCGAACCUGAAUCUGUCGAUGAAGAGCGUGCUGCACGCCUGUUGGAGGAUGAGGAUCUGCAUAUCGAAGUCGAUCUCGGUACGGGACAAGAGGAGGCCAAUUACUGGUUCUGUGAUUUCAGCCAUGAAUACGUUACGAUCAAUGGAGAUUAUAGAACGUGA
Messenger RNA from Capronia coronata CBS 617.96, 1449 nucleotides. RefSeq names its product arginine biosynthesis ArgJ, mitochondrial. Gene Ontology annotation, molecular function: L-glutamate N-acetyltransferase activity, acting on acetyl-CoA as donor; L-glutamate N-acetyltransferase activity, acting on acetyl-L-ornithine as donor. Bases 1 to 1449 code for a protein of 482 amino acids. Gene Ontology annotation, cellular component: mitochondrial matrix. Lineage: Eukaryota; Fungi; Ascomycota; Eurotiomycetes; Chaetothyriales; Herpotrichiellaceae. Gene Ontology annotation, biological process: L-ornithine biosynthetic process; L-arginine biosynthetic process. The record is from RefSeq and is a predicted model, not a curated record. The transcript has a single exon.